Dissoconium aciculare CBS 342.82 is the source of this 2136-nucleotide messenger RNA. Its product is annotated as thiolase-like protein. Gene Ontology annotation, molecular function: fatty acid synthase activity; 3-oxoacyl-[acyl-carrier-protein] synthase activity. The record is from RefSeq and is a predicted model, not a curated record. Lineage: Eukaryota; Fungi; Ascomycota; Dothideomycetes; Mycosphaerellales; Dissoconiaceae. The transcript is spliced from 3 exons. Bases 1 to 2136 code for a protein of 711 amino acids. Gene Ontology annotation, biological process: fatty acid biosynthetic process; secondary metabolite biosynthetic process.
AUGGCUCCCUCGGAGGAUCCUAUUGCCAUCAUUGGCACUUCAUGCCGAGUUGCUGGGGCAAACAAUCCGGCUGAGCUUUGGAGCUCCCUACUGAAGGGAGAGGACCUACAAUCCAGUACCGACCGGAUGCUUUUGGAAGUUUGCUGGGAGGCGUUCGAGAGCGCAGGCAUCGCUCUGGAGAAACUUCGUGGUUCCGACACCGCUGUCUAUGCGGGUCUCUUUGUCAAUGACUAUGGUACCAGCCUGCUGCGAGACAUAGAUGCAACGCCCAAAUAUCAUUCAACCGGGACCGCAAAUUCAAUCGCAGCCAACCGUGUCAGCUACUUUUUUGACCUUCGCGGUCCCUCCAUGGUCAUCGAUACCGCCUGCUCAUCGACUAUCACUGCUCUGCACAUGGCCUCAAACGCCCUGAGAGCCGGUGACGCGCAACAGGCCGUCGUCUGCGGAGCGAAUAUCAUACUCAAUCCCGACAUGUUCGUCACGAUGAGCGAGUUGGGAUUUCUCAGCCCUCGCGGGCGGUGUCACUCAUUCGAUGCCUCUGGCGACGGCUAUGCGCGUGGCGAAGGCGUCAUGGCCAUUGUUCUGAAGCCCUUGAGCCAGGCAAUCGCUGACAAUGAUCCCAUACGCGCGAUCAUCCGCGGCUCUAGACUCAAUCAAGAUGGCCGGACGAACGGCAUCACGCUGCCUUCGGGCGAAGCACAGGAAGAUAACAUCCGGAAGUUGUACUCGAGUAUCGGCGUAGAUCCGAGCGAGGUCGACUACCUUGAAGCACACGGAACAGGUACCAAGGUGGGCGAUCCGAUCGAGCUAGGCGCAAUUGAACGCGUGUUCACAACAGUACCGCGCCGCGAAAAGCUUAUCGUGGGUUCGAUCAAGUGCCACGUUGGCCAUCUCGAAGCGUGUGCUGCCCUCAUUGGCAUUAUCAAGACGAUUGAAUGUCUGAAUCGAGGAGCCAUCCCGGCCCAGCUGCAUAUCAAGGAGCUAAACCCCAAGAUCAAUUUCAAGGACCUUCACAUUCCCCAAGAGCUCCUGCAGUGGCCGCAAAAGAAUCAGAUUCCGCGCUUGGCAGGCGUCAAUUCCUUUGGUUUCGGUGGUGCUAACGGCCAUGUUGUGCUAGAGCAGUACAUUCGCCCACAAACCACAGCUCCUCUGAACGCUUCCCGGCCACAUUUAGUCAGGCUCUCCGCCGAGACGGACUCAGCCCUUGCGCAGAGCCGUGCCGAUCUUGCUGCAUAUCUAGUCGAUCAAAAGAGCCCCCUCGGCGACGUCUCGUAUAUGUCUCUGCUGCGCCGAUCGCUUCUGCAAAAGUCGCAAUAUUUUGUAGCUUCAACGCUCGAGGAUCUCGUCCUUCAACUACAGGCCGGUCCUGGCGAAGCUGCGCCGCCAGUCAUCUCGUCUUCUGGGGGAGAUGGUCCCCGAAGCUUCGCCUUUGUAUUCACUGGACAGGGUGCCCAAUGGGCGCAGAUGGGUAGUAUGCUAGUGGAUGUCUGUCCGGCCUUCACGGAGACAAUCGAUCAAUGCGAUGCGAUUCUCGCAUCAUUGCCCGAAGCGCCGUCGUGGAGUAUCCGUGACGAGCUCGUCCUCCCUCCGAGCCAUUCCCACAUCACGAGUUCUCGCUACUCUCAGCCUCUCUGCACAGCGCUUCAGUUGGGUCUGCUGGCAUUCUGUCGAAGCAUUGGCUUGCAACCCAAAGCGACCGUCGGACAUUCGUCAGGCGAGAUUGCCGCAGCUCACGCUGCGGGUAUCCUGUCGCUGCGAGAUGCAAUCAUUAUCGCUUACUAUCGUGGUGUUUUCAUGAGCGCCGCUUCAGCCAACAAGCCUGGUGCGAUGGCGGCCAUCACUAUGACCGCUGUUGAGUGCACUGAAAUGCUCAAAACAUACAACGGCCGAGUCGACUUGGCAUGUAUCAAUUCCCCGUCGAGUUGCACCAUUUCCGGCGACGCGGAGUGCAUCGACGAAAUAGUCGCACGCUUCAAGGAAGAGGGCAUAUUCUGCCGCAAGCUUCGUGUGGAUACCGCUUUCCACUCGCAUCAUAUGCUGCCACUAUCCAUUCCCUGUCGCUCCCGCCACGCCCGCACCGGAAAACGCUGUAGUCAUGUACUCAUCCGUUUAUGGACGCGCCAUCGACCCGACUGA